Molecule: messenger RNA, 794 nt
Organism: Amoebophrya sp. A25
Lineage: Eukaryota; Dinophyceae; Syndiniales; Amoebophryaceae
Source: the annotation of a GenBank genome assembly
AACAGAAUGGGCCUUUUGAAGACGAGGGCGAGAUCUGCGACGCACUUUCAGUUCCGGAUUCGGAUGUAGCUUCUCGAGUCGUAAAGCUGUUGACGACUCAGUUUUGUUAAGGCAAGUACUAGAAGGGUUUAGGGUUUACUGGAACUUACUAGUUUUGAGUUCAACUUGAAGUAUUCGAAUCCGAAAACCAAAACCCUUUACAUUUUCUAAUUAAGUAUAGAAAUACUGACUUUGAAAAGUCCUAGGUAAACCUCAUCAUUAAGUAUACAGUAUCCACCAGCUACCUAGUACUAUGAUCUGUAGUUACUAAACUUUCUAUCUUCUUUCGAAGAAUACCCUGAUUUUUGUAGCAAGCAAAUAAGAGUCCUGAAACUAUGAAUAUGCAGCCCUGCUCUCUCAGCGUGCGCUGGCAAUACAAAAUAAUAGAUUUAGAAUAACAUUUUUUUACUUCUGGUUUGCCGAAUAGAUUCGCAUCAUCAACAUUUACAACUACUUAAGCGUAAUGAUAUUAACGCAAUUCUAGCAAUACUAUCAGGAGCUUCAACAAGUAGAAAGAAACAAGUACAAGAAAGUAGACGAGGUGACCUCGUGGACCUAAAGAUUCUAAUAUUAGGGUGACGACGCAGGCUUUUCAUAUCUUCCACAGGGAUACCACGCUGAGUCUGGCUGUCGCAACGGUCUUGACACGGACAAUGUCAGGACAUGGGAUAGAGUUCUUGUGCUUGACGAGAAUCAUCGUGACGAGACCACAGCAGCAGAAUGUCUCAUUCGCCUGACCAAGUCAGAGACCGAAG